AUAAGUUAACAAAACAUUUAUAAUUUAUAUUUAUACAAUGCGUGAUAGAGAUAGGCGUGACAGAGAUCGUGAAAGGGAUAGAGAGCGCGAUAGGGAUAGGGAUAGGGAUAGAGAAAGGGAGCGGAAUCGCGAUAGAGAAAGAGAGCGUGAGAAGGAAAGGGAAAGAGACCGCUACCGCUCAAAAUCACCGCGCAGCAGCCGGCAUAGCUCCAAAUCGAAGAAGAAGAAAAGCAAGAAAUCCAAAAAGUAUUACAGACGCAGUAGCAGCCGGAGCUCAUCGCGUAGUUCAAGCGUCAGUACAUCCUCACGCAGUUCACGCAGCAAAUCGAGAAGUCGACAAAGCAAAAGCCGUGACUAUGAUGUUAGAAAAUCCAAAUCACGCUCCACAUCACAGCGCACAACUAGAGCGCCUAGUUCAGAGAGUAAUUCUCGCCAAGCGCCCACUCCAACUGCUGCAGCUAUCAAGCCUAUUGAUUUGCUAGAUGUCAAAGUGCAAAAGGCACUAGAUACAAUUGACGAGGACGCAUUUAAGCCGUCUACAUUUUUUAGCACUUGUGAUGAGAAGGACAAGGUUAUAAUAGAUUUGAAAAAGGAAACGGUUACUCUGCCAAAGCCUGCCGAAACGCCGGCACAAACAGAAGAUCACAUAUUUCAUCCAAAUUUCCUAGGCGAUCCCGAGCUGAAGGCAGAAAAAUGGCUGCGAAAACUUUACAAUUAUCGUCAAAAGUACAUGCAGCAGUAGUUGCCCAAUCUCCA
Drosophila busckii is the source of this 756-nucleotide messenger RNA. RefSeq names its product serine/threonine-protein kinase prpf4B. The record is from RefSeq and is a predicted model, not a curated record. The transcript is spliced from 2 exons. The coding region runs from base 38 to 742 and encodes 234 amino acids. Lineage: Eukaryota; Metazoa; Arthropoda; Insecta; Diptera; Drosophilidae.